Sesamum indicum (sesame) is the source of this 1709-nucleotide messenger RNA. Its product is annotated as copper ion binding protein. Gene Ontology annotation, cellular component: mitochondrial large ribosomal subunit; mitochondrial ribosome. Lineage: Eukaryota; Viridiplantae; Streptophyta; Magnoliopsida; Lamiales; Pedaliaceae. The record is from RefSeq and is a predicted model, not a curated record.
UAAAAUAUAAACUAGUAGGUGGGGGUUUGGGUAGGGGUUUUCGCGAGCAGUAGCACUGCCAUUACUCACCCAGAUUUGCAGCACAUCGCCACCAACGGUAUCUCAUCUAUUUCAACGAAUUCGUUUCCUUUUCUAUUUCCGUGCAAGAUGAUGAGGUCAACCUUGAUGGAGAAAUUGAAGCCCUUGAACUCAUCGUUGGAUUCUUUGAGUUACCAAUUCUUGCAGAGAUGUUCUGUCAGUGGAACAGCAAAGGGGAAGGCUAAGAUCAAAGCUGGGCAGCCAUUGAAGAGAUCGAAAGUCACUACUAAAAAGGGGUCAGCUUCAGAUUCUGCUCAAAAAGAAGGACCAAGAAAGCGGAGUGAAUUUGACGAAAUGGUUGAUCAAUGCUUGACUGCAACACCACCACUCAGGUUCUUGAAGCCCAAAGAGAAGGCAAGGGAAGCUGAGCGAGAAAAAAUGGGGCUCAUAAGCAAGGCCAAUGAGCAAGCAAAACAGAAGCUAAAGAAAAAAAAGGAUGAGUUUGCUUCGCCUUGGAUCAUGGGAACUCCGGGUAUGGACUUGAUUAGCUUAGGUUUAGUUGAUGCUGAUAAGAUUCCAAAAUAUGAGCUUACUGUUGAGGAUGGAAGAGGGCUCGCUAAGGAGUAUAGUAGGGUUCUAAUGAGGAAGCAUAGGGCGAGGCAGGCUGCAGAGUCGACCCUGUUGCGGUUAAAGAAAGAAGCAAUUGAGGCAUUGCCUGAGGACUUGAAGGCAGCGGCUUUAGUCCCAGAUUUGACCCCAUUUCCAGUGAACCGUUUUAUGGCAACACUGACACCACCAAUUGAAGGCUACAUUGAGAAGAUUAAUGAGGCAGCAAGAAAGAGUGCUGCCAAGGAGAAGCUUAGAUGAUGAAAGUCAAAAUAGUCGUUCUCAUUCAGCGAGAAAAUCCAACGAUGAAAAGAGAGAAAUUCAACAGACCUAGUGAAGCAGCUGGGAUGAGAACAGGGAAGUUCAUUCUGUUGCUAUACUAUAUGUUCCGUCUAGGUAAUUGCUUAAACUGAGGGGGUGAAUUUGCAACUUAGAUCCCACAUAGCGUUCCUGGUUGAAUUUGCCUGUAUAUCAACAAAUCUCUAGGGCGAGGGCAAAGGCGUGGCUUAGUGGUAAGCAGCAGUGGGUGAUCAAGGAUCAAAAGUUUGGGAUGGCUCUGACUGCGAAGAACAAAAACUAAAACUACGAUUUUGUUGCAUUAUAUAUUUCAACAAUGCAUGCGUGUUAUAAUUUUUGUUCCCGUCCAUCAUAUCUACGCAUGCUCUGUUCAGAAAGCCAAUGAAAACAUUGACCCAAGACUUGAAGAUUAAACAACCUCAGCAGCAAGAAAUAGCCCUUUGCAGAACACAAUCUCCACCAACUAAAGUGCCAGAAGAUACCCAAAACAUUGAAAACAAAAGUUGUAACUCCCUGUUAUUGCAAGAGUAUGACCCACACAUAAAACUUUAUCACUUAAACACUACAAAGAGGUUAACACCUCUAUUGUGUAUCUAGUAAAGAACCCAACAGAAGGCCCUCAAAACAAAGUCCCAGUACUCACAAGGCGUCUAGAGCUUGCCAAUGUCACAACGGUCACACAAAACAUAUGAAUAAAUCUCCAGUAAUGCAUAACUAAAGUACCCAAGAAAAAGGAAAGUAAACAUCGCAACAGCCAGUUAUUGCAACGGUGCUACGAAAUAAAUUGU